AUGGUAUCUUCAAAAUUAGAAUCUAAGAUACCGAAAUCCUUGUUUUUGUAUAGUUUUCUCUUUGGCAUCUUCGUUGUAAUAGUCAUUUAUAUCGCUACCAUGCAUAAAGACGAGUUUAUUAAUCGAUCUACCCAGACAAUGCCCUCAGAAACGAUUGAAGCUCCCACUACUAUCAGCGUAGCUGUCCAAACUAUGCCUCAGCCUGAAGAGAAAGCAUGUGACGAAACAACCGAACCAGAAUUGAACCAAGAUAAACUCUCCAAUGGAGAUAACACUGCUCGCCAAGUGCUCACUGAGAACGCUCUUAAUGAAGUUAUUCAACUUGUCCCAGGUAGUAUCUUUACAAUCCCAGAUGACGAUAUGCUCUGCGAAUCGGACCCAGGAUACUACACUGGCCCCGGACCUGACUCUCAAGAACAGUACAAAGAAGCCCAAGCAAGAACUAGGAAGCAGCGCUCACGAUCUAGAAGUAAUAGCUCACUUCGAAACCUAAGCAAAGACCUCAGUCCUGAUAAGACCGAAAGCCAACCACGCCGGCUCAAGUCCAGAGGUUCAUCAGAAAGCAACAGCAAUAGUGAGUUCCGCCGGCCCAACAGUCGUGUAGGCAUUAUUGACCGUAGUCGAGGCAUUCGUCGUUCGGAUGGUGAGAGACCCUCAAGUAGUGAGAAUGAGAUGAAUAACGAUCAAAGUGAUGAGAUUCAAGUUGAUGGAAUUAAGAAUGGUAAAGGCCAAGUUGACAAAGAUCAAGCUGAUCAGUGCACUAAUCCAAUUGAACGUACUCCAGGCGAUGGUGCCUCAGAUGAUGGCAAUAAUGGCCCGGGAUGCCUUGGUGAACGUACUCCAGGCGAUGGGUGUUCGAAUCCUGAUGAAAGUCAAGGGAAGAAGAAGCCUUCUAAUAAGUCCUCAACUACUAAUACUCAACCCACUGAUACUAAGCCGCCUAAUAAUGCAGCAUCUGCUGCUGCUAAACACACCGCUAGUUUUAGGGACUUUGAUACCGAACCGACCAGAGAAGAUGGCUCUACUGCUCCUAGGAACAGAACGAGUUCUGAUAAGUCGACGCGCCCAACUCUACAGAGCAUCCGCAACAAGAACUUUACUGGAACCUUAGCCAAGCUCAUCAAAACGGUCGAGGAAGUAAGCCCACUGGUAGACUUCGCCACAUUCUGUUUAUCCAAUCUGCCCGACGAUGAGAAGAUGUUCUUCAUGCACAUUUCUGUGUUAAACCGUUUGCACGCUAUGGGAGCUAUCGUGACUAUUCCAAGCACACCCUCUACCCCGAGUAUUAUGAGCUCAAAUCCCGAAAAUGGUGAUCUAUCUAUAUCCACUUCUCUGGAUAAUAUCGAGGGCUGGCUUAAACUUUGCAAUCCACAAAAUCAUGGCAAUCGCCAAUUGUUCUUCGAACGAGAAUGGUCUGACUGUUCUGUGAAGGAAAUACUCGGCGAUCUCAUUAAGAUUAUGUGGGAUAGUGAUGUGGAUGUUUCGAUUAAUUUCAGUAUAUUCCGUAAUCUUAUCGACCAAGCCCAGUUUCUUCAUACACUGCCUAGCUCUUUCCAGAUCCGCUGCUUUAAGCUCACUAUACUCUCUGGCAUCCCCCAACACCUCCCUAGCCCACCUGACUUGGUUACAGCAGACCUUGCGCUGAUUAGUCGGAUUCUGUCUUGUUUCAACUACAUUUCCCUUUCCAUGAUCAACUUAUUCUGUCCCAAUGGGGAACUAGCCAAUUGUCCUCCUCUUUCCAACAAUUCCAGGCUAAAGGACAUUCAUGUUAGGUUCUUGCAAUUCAACAAUUCUCAGCCAGAGCUUAUCAGAUACGUCUUACAGGGCUUUAGCCAGAGAUCCCCCCUUCCUUCUUUGAUCAUAUACAACUGCGACCUCCAGGACUGCAAUGUUCUCCAACACUUCGUGCUAAAACCUCCAGCCAAGCAAAGUAUUUCCAUGCGCAAUCUAGCCAUUAUUAACAGUACUAACGUCGAUCUCAACCAAAUUGCCUCUUUUACCAAUAAGGACUGGCUAGCUACUCAGAUUGAUGAUCUUUGUUUCUUCAACCUUACUCUUACCUCCAAAACAUUCUCCAACUUCUUUAUUGCUCUAUCUCAGAUGACUCUGAAUCGUCUAAUACUUGAUCAGCUCUUGGUCUGGUCGUGCCAGCCAGGCAUGAUAAUCGCCGACUCUUCUCUCCCCGAUGUUGUGAUCGACACUUUAACCCCGCAAGACAGGCCCGUAGAAAUCUUCGCUCGCCGUAGCUUAAGUCUCCCUAUCUCUAAAAUCCUCGAUCCCCCCACCAACCCGUCGGUAACCCAGAGCGAGGCCAAAUUGGCCCUUAUAUCUGCUUCACAACAAACUAUAGUGCGCACGGAGAACAACACAACCAACUAUGCCUUCUUUCGACACCUCAACCUUAAAAUAGUCUUGCGGGUCCCAGACAACAACAAACCUUUACCCAAACAAGGCAAUCCCAGUCCUCCCCUCAUAGUACCUGACGCCCAGCGCCGACAGAACGCCCCAAUCACACCAUGA
Molecule: messenger RNA, 2520 nt
Organism: Nematocida homosporus
Lineage: Eukaryota; Fungi; Microsporidia
Exons: 1
Coding region: 1-2520 (839 amino acids)
Source: RefSeq, a predicted model, not a curated record